AUGGCAGGAAAAGCUCAUCAGGAAGUGCCUACAUACGAGGAAUUUGAACCAUUAUGCCACUGGCAACGCGAUGAAGAUAAAGACAUUCUAGAAAUCCAUCUUCAAGGUUUCAAAAAAGAACAGCUCAGAGUACAAAUCAGCAGCCUCGGCGUCCUCAAAAUCUCCGGAGAAGGUCCGGCGGGAACGUCGUUGAAAUCCAGGUUCCACAAAGAAGUAAUCGCCCCGACCGACACCUACGACACCCAAUCGAUCCAGGCCACAUUCAUCAACGGCGUCCUCUACAUCACCAUGCCCAAAAUCAAACACGGAUCCAACGGCCCCAAGGUCCCGCCGAGAGCCGAUCCGACACCCAAAUCGGAGCCCUCCGGGAUAAAUCAGCCCACGGUGGCCCCACCGUUGCCGAAAUUGAACGAUGCCGACGGCGGAUCUGGAGAGAAGUCGAAGACGGACGUCGUAGGGAAUCGGCCGCCGGGAUUCGAGAUCGAGAAACGGAAGAAGCCGGGGCUGGCGAAGGUGGCGAUGAGCCUGGCCGCGACGGCGGCGGCCCUGGCUGUGCUGGUGGCUUACGUUGUGUAUAUGUACAAGUGUACGGUUGGUGAGCAGCUUGACGACGCUGGCAAGCUGGGUCCUGAGGAGCUUAGCAGCCGAGACCAUGUUUUCGAGAGCAGGCUUAACCUCAGCGUACUUACGGGUCUUGAGGCCACAGUCAGGGUUCACCCACAAUAUUUGAUGGGAUUCUUGGGGAGUGAAUGUCGUAAACGCCGGGCCCGAUUCCAGCACCAUACUUGA
Messenger RNA from Striga asiatica, 789 nucleotides. The record is from the annotation of a GenBank genome assembly. Lineage: Eukaryota; Viridiplantae; Streptophyta; Magnoliopsida; Lamiales; Orobanchaceae.